AUGUCAACCACUCAGCUUCUCUCCUUCAUCCUCCCCUUCCUCCUCCCAGUAAUCGUGCACGCCCAAGCAUCUGGAAGUGGCACCACAACCCGCUACUGGGACUGUUGUAAGGCGUCUUGCGGCUGGAAUGGCAAAGCCACUCUAGCCUCAGGUUCCAACCCAGUCUCCUCCUGCGAUAUCUCCAACAAUCCGCUCUCCAACUACAACGCCGUCUCCUAUUGUGCCUCUUCUGCCGGUACCGCCUAUAUGUGUGGUUCGCAAACGCCAUGGGCCGUUUCAUCGACCCUGAGUUAUGGGUUCGCAGCCACGAGUGUUUCAGGGGGAACCGAGGCCAGUUGGUGUUGUGCUUGUUAUCAAUUGACAUUUACCAGUGGACCGGUUGCCGGGAAACAGAUGAUUGUUCAGGCGACGAAUACAGGUGGUGAUUUGGGAAGUAAUCACUUCGAUCUCGCGAUCCCCGGCGGCGGCUUCGGCAUCUUCAACGCAUGCACAAACCAAUACCCAUCCACACCAGCCUCUGCAUGGGGAGCCCAAUACGGCGGUAUAACCUCUCGCUCCCAAUGCGCAGCCUUUCCCGCCGCGCUCCAAGCAGGUUGUUACUGGCGCUUCGACUGGUUCCUCAAUGCCGAUAACCCCAACAUGUCUUUCAAACAAGUCUCGUGUCCCGCGGCUCUCACCGCCAGAAGCGGUUGUGUACGCGCUAAUGAUGGAAUCAAUGAGUCGCCCACGGGCCCAAGUGCAGUCCCCACUUGGGCGGGCUCAACGGGUGUUUCUACGCCGAUUACUACGAGCACGAGUGCUGGGGGUGGAACGACAGUAACGUCGGCUACGACGAGUGGGGCGGGUAGUGGUGGGACAGGAGUACCGGUGCUGCGUUAUGGGCAGUGUGGGGGAAUUGAUUAUUUGGGUUCUACGGCUGUGAGUUGA
This is a messenger RNA of Sclerotinia borealis F-4128, 927 nucleotides long. The record is from the annotation of a GenBank genome assembly. Lineage: Eukaryota; Fungi; Ascomycota; Leotiomycetes; Helotiales; Sclerotiniaceae.